AUGGCAGCAGACAGCAGCAUGGCUCCUGAAGAAAAGCCGAGCGCUGCUCCUGUGAGAAGGGCUGUCCACAAGAUCCGGAUGGCCAGCCAGGUCUUCAGCUUGGCACGAGGCUGGCAGCAGUGGGCAUCUGACCACCAUGUAAAGCAAGAGCAAGAGCCCUCUGGAUGGGUCCCCACUGCAGGAAGCUCAUCAGCUCAGCCUGUACAAGAAAGUUCCUUUGAAAAACGGCGAAUUCCAUCCGUCAAGAGGGACCAAGAAAAAGAUGAUGAAAAAUCCUUAGUAAAGGAUUUGGUGACAAUAAGAGAUGCUGAAAAAAAAUCAAGGGAAUCAGAUGAAGAUCUCAAAAUGUUCAGCAUUAAAAGCAAAGAGGUGACCAAAACAGUUGUCAGCAAAGCCUAUGAACGAGGAGGCGAUGUCAGCCUCCUCAGUGAAAGAUUCGAAAACAACAACAGCAGCUCCGAGAUGACCAAACUCAAAGAAGAAUCAAGCGCUAUUGACAAAAUUCUUAGCGACAAAUUACCUUCAACCAUAAGGAGGAAGUGUUCAAAUGUAGUAUCAGAGAUGACCAAGGGCUGGGAGGAGAUGGAAGACGAGAACAAAGAUGGGGCCAAGGGAGAGCUGCUGCUGAAGUGCCGUGAAGACAGCCUGGAUGCCCAGGACAGUGGCUAUGGGGAAGCAGAGGACAAGCUCGAGCAGGAGGACAGCGACCGCGAGGUGACAGCUGUGAGGAUUAAACGCCCUGUCCCAUCUCUCGCCAGCCGGCUGAGCGAGGAGGCGCGGAGCAAGGCGCGCAGGAAAUGCAGCGCCGUGCACAGCCUCAAGGACAGGUGGCAGGAAUGGGCCGACCAGCACAUCAUAACGCAGAAGCUGAACCCCUUCAGCGAGGAGUUUGACCACGAGCUGGCCAUGUCCACGCGCCUGCACAAAGGGGACGAAGGGUACGGCCGCCCAAAGGAAGGCACCAAAACUGCCGAGAGAGCCAAGCGAGCCGAGGCCCACAUCCACCGGGAGAUCAGGGACAUGUGCUUCAUCAUUGAGUCCAUGGCCAAGCCACGGCCCGACGGCAAGAUCCAAGUCACUUUUGGGGAACUCUUCGACAGAUACGUUCGUAUUUCAGAUAAGGUUGUUGGGAUUCUCAUGAGAGCCAGGAAACAUGGGCUGGUGGACUUUGAAGGAGAAAUGUUAUGGCAAGGAAGAGAUGAUAAUGUCAUCAUUACUUUAUUAAAAUAA
Messenger RNA from Agelaius phoeniceus (red-winged blackbird), 1230 nucleotides. RefSeq names its product actin binding Rho activating protein (gene ABRA). Gene Ontology annotation, biological process: positive regulation of Rho protein signal transduction; positive regulation of transcription by RNA polymerase II. The record is from RefSeq and is a predicted model, not a curated record. Gene Ontology annotation, molecular function: actin binding. Gene Ontology annotation, cellular component: sarcomere. NCBI's taxonomy places the organism in Eukaryota, Metazoa, Chordata, Aves, Passeriformes, Icteridae.